Molecule: messenger RNA, 573 nt
Organism: Botrytis deweyae
Lineage: Eukaryota; Fungi; Ascomycota; Leotiomycetes; Helotiales; Sclerotiniaceae
Exons: 2
Coding region: 1-573 (190 amino acids)
Source: RefSeq, a predicted model, not a curated record
AUGACGGAUUCAAUGAACAUCACCAUGGAUUGGUCACCCGCCAAGUCUCUCUCAGGCGAUCUGAAUCCCUUGAAGUCGGGCGACUCAACAGAAGUCAGCGACAGGGAAGAAGAGCAAGGCCGCAGAGUGCAGAGAAAGGAGCAGCGCAACGCGAAGAGAGGCCGAGAUGACAAAAACGAAGGCAGAGAGCACCGUCAUAACGUCGUUGGUGUCAAUGCCCUGCAACUCAAGAAAGGCUCGUCUCUCUUUGCAUUAAAACCUACGGCCAAGAGAGGUCGCGAUGAUGAAGGCGACAUGACCUUCAAAGGACAGCAGGACAACGCGGUAGACCAGAGAGCUUCAAAGAGGAAAUGCGACAACUCUGCCAAGGAUCGUAGGAUUCUGAGCAGUGCCUUCUUCGAGCUUGUUGAAAGAGGAGGGGGGGAAAUUCGAUACGAUGUCAAGGAGGACCCGUGGGGGUUGUCCAAAAAGCGUAACGUGGCUAAAAGUUCUUGGGAAAUGAGCACGAAGCGAUUUGACGAGGAAAUGUCCAUGCUCGAUGCAGCAAUGGUUGGAACUUCGUUGAAUCAAUAG